Molecule: messenger RNA, 475 nt
Organism: Xyrichtys novacula (pearly razorfish)
Lineage: Eukaryota; Metazoa; Chordata; Actinopteri; Labriformes; Labridae
Source: the annotation of a GenBank genome assembly
AUGAUCUUCAUCUACUGCUUCACUUUGAAGGUUUUACUGUUUGCAGGUAACAGGAUGAAAAAUCUCAACAUGUUUGUUUUUGUCUUUGCUGUUUCUGUUGAUGAUAAAUUUCAUCUUUGUGGACUCAGUCUCUAAAAUUCUGAUCUUCUCCACAGGUUCCUCUUUGAGUGUCAAAGUCACUCAGACUCCAGCAGAUCUGCUCUACAAACCAGGAGACACGGCCAGAAUCAACUGUUCUCAUGACGAAAUCAGCUAUGAUCGAAUCCUCUGGUAUAAGAAGACAAACAGCACACUGAUGCAGUUCCUGGGAUAUAUGCUUUAUAAAAAAGGAUAUCCAGAGGACAAUGUGAAUGUGACCUUUGAAGGUGGAGCGAGCAAAGACCAGAACUGCAUAUUAAUUAUUGAAAAAGUCGACCUGAGCAGCAGUGCGGUGUAUUUCUGUGCUGCGAGUUUACACAGUGCCAUAAACCGCUGA